CCAUAAGCAGUCGCCGGAGUGAGAAGUGUGAAAAGCAUAUAUUGAAAACAACGGCAAUAUGUUCUCCAGCAGCUGGAUUCUAAACCGGUGGGCAUCGGCAAGAAUGCACCUUCUGGUGGUAAUUAGCUCGGCGCUUUUGCUAUUAAUGCUGAUGCGUGUACCGGAAGCUUCCGGUGAAGAGUCGCCGGCGCAAGAUUUCGAAGUACGAUAUCUAUCCGGAGAGCCGGACUACAAAUCAGUCAACCUUACCUGGGAGGUGGAAUCGCUAGACGGUAGCGAACAACGGGAUGAGCAGCAUCGGCAGCACAAAGCAGCUCGCGGAGGCCGCCAGCAGCGAUCGUUCAACGUGUACUACUGUGAAAUACAGAACUGGGGACCCCACCGGUGUCGAUCCAAGACACUGACCGACAAUUCCGAGGAUAGCGGGAGCAGUAAGCAGUAUACGAUGACGGUGAAGAACCUAAGGAUGGCUACGAAAUAUUCUUUCCACGUGAAGCCUCAAACCAAACCAGGUGAUCAGAAGAUCAGUGGACGAUCGGAACAUGACGAAGAUGAGUUCGAUGGUAACUCAAUCAAUCUCGGUCAGACGGUCAUCAUUCCAACGAAGGGAUUUUCCGCCCACGCAACCCAAUGCCUGCCGCACGCUUCGGAGAUUGAGGUCCAAACGGGACCAUACUUUGGUGGCCGUAUUAGUUCGGAAAAUGGCCAUUGCAGCAUUCAAGGUGACGCCAACAGUCUACAGGACAUUUACGUGAUGCGCAUCGAGCACGAAAACUGCGGCAGCCAUGUAAGCCCUGAGGAUCUGACCGUUGAAACGUACAUUACAGUGCAGGAAAAUUUGGGAAUUUUGACCCACAGCACUAGAAGGUUUGUAGUGGUUUGCACUUUCCAGCCGGAUACGUUGACUGUCAGAGCCCGGCUGGCUUUGCCCGGAAAGGGACGAGGCGGUGCGGCUCCGGUUCCGAUGACUGAUUACUGGCCGGCUACUGGAAGGAAUGCUCGUGUUAGACAAUUCAACAUGGUGGACAAGACCAGCUUGGUCCUCAAGGCUUCCGACGAGGAGGAAGUUGAAGAUAUUCUUCCAGCGCAUGUCAAGGAGGUUGAAGAGAAUGAUGUCAUUGGGCAGGUCGAUCAGGAAGUGUUCACAGAGAGCAGCUCGGUUACCGAUCGGCCAUCGACCAAGCAAGAACUGAAUUCCAAAGAGAACGAAAUUGCUGAAAGAAAGGGAAACAGGCGACGAGCUGAUAAAAGUGAACCCCUCCGCGAUGCCAAGUAUGCGAGGCUGUUUGAAACGAAGACUGCUGCUGGAGACAAUGAUGUAGGAGUAAGCGAAAUGUCUACCGGAGCAGGAGAAGAAGAGUUCAGCUCCAGAGCUUCUGUUGGAAGCAACGACCGAUCCGUGGACCUUCCUAGUCUGCUGAUUUCCGCUUGUCUCGCUGUGAUAAUGAUAGGUGCUUUCGUGUACGUGUUGCUGAAGGAAUACAAGAAACAGAGGAUAAUCCAACAGCACCAUCAACAUCAGCAAACGCAACGACCGCCGAAUCGGAUGGCAGCGUUUUGAAAUUCGACAACGCAGAUAAGUGGUGUUUUUUCGCGAUAAGUGAUAGCUAUAGAUUACGUAGUUAUAGGCAUAAUUUUAUUUAACAGUAACCACGACUGGUAAAGCUAACGGUAAGUUUUAAACUUUAUAGAAGAAAAAGUUAGACCACUAUCUCUGGAAAGAGCGUGAAUCUAUGCUCUUUUGUUUUAUUGAAAUGCUAGCCUUUGAAAUAUGUUGGACACUAGCUUUCAAUAUUCUUCACAAGAGGUAUUAAUUUCAAUUUCUCGAAAACGACUGAGCAUAAGUCUCACCCAAUGCUAGGAUUCUACUCCAAUUUAUCUAAGACAUUAACCUACCUAUAUUGCAACGCAACUUGAA
Molecule: messenger RNA, 1918 nt
Organism: Ochlerotatus camptorhynchus
Lineage: Eukaryota; Metazoa; Arthropoda; Insecta; Diptera; Culicidae
Exons: 4
Coding region: 59-1561 (500 amino acids)
Molecular function (GO): protein binding
Source: RefSeq, a predicted model, not a curated record